AAAGAUACCUCAUUAUUUACCCAGCUUCAAUAGAGCACCGCUUCGGCACAUCUGUUCAUACUAACAAGGCCUAGGGCUUCAGUAAACUUGUUAAAGUGCUGGAAGAUUCGUGCAGGUAACCCUACUUUCCCUACCUAUUUUUGGCAUUCCGUUGGCAAGUCCUUGACAAUUUUCGUCACAUCAGUCUCGAGCCACUUUGCACGUUAAAAUUCUCAGUUUUUUACGCAGCGGUUGUUUACUACGUAGCCGCCUGGCGCCUACAAUUGUGACGCGAAUUGCAACUGUAUUUAAACGUGUGGGGAGCGGUGCGUUAGAGUGCGACAAAACAGCGCAGCCCUGCUUUGCACCCGAUUGAUCCCCAGUGAGUGUCGAAAUGUCGCAGCUUUUCCGCAGGCCCAGCUUCUUCAGUCACCUGAGUCGCAGGUUCCAGCAAACCCAAGCCAGAGUGGCCUCUAGGGACAAAGUACGCGAGCCCCACGAGCCUCUCGGCCAUUUGGCUGGGGGGCCCGUUUUCCGAAACGCCCGCUUGUUUCCCGAUAAAAUCGCCAUCAGGGACCGGAUUGCUGCUUACACCUAUGCGAAUAUUUUCAUGAGCGCCCAUGAACUCUCCAGGGAAAUCAGCGCGAUUUUGGACGGAAAAACCAACGAGCGGGUGCUGUUUUUGUGCCCCAACGACGUUCACUAUGUUAUCACUUUGUGGGCUGUUUGGAUGGCUGGGCAAAUAGCUGUGCCAGUGAGUCCUUUGCACCCCAAAAGCCUUUUGCAGUACUAUGCGAACGAUUCCGGCUCGAACUUAUUCAUCACAGUGCCAAAAUUCGCCGAUCUCAUGCAGCAAGUGGCCCGAAACUCCUCCACCAAGCUGCAUGUUUUGGAUGAUCGCCUCAAACUGAACUGCACUCUAAUGCAGGCUAGCCGAGCUGGAGAUUUGGAGGGCGGAAAAGACGACGUCUUCUACAACAAAUCCGACGCCAUGAUCAUUUACACUAGUGGAACCACUGCGAACCCCAAGGGAGUUGUCCUGUCCUACAACAACCUGUCCGCGCAGGCCUCCGCCCUUCUAGACGCCUGGAAAUGGUCGUCUGACGACGUGUUGCUGCACACUCUUCCUUUGCACCAUGUUCACGGCAUCGUUAACGCGUUGCUUUGUCCAUUAUAUGCGGGCGCCAAGACUAUUAUGCUGAAGAAGUUCAAUGCGAACACCGUUUGGUCGUACCUGCUGGGCGUCAAUGCUCGCCCUGAUGAUCGGCGCAUCACCCUGUUUAUGGGCGUGCCGACUAUGUAUUCCAAGCUGGUCGAGGAGUAUGAGCGCGUUUUCAAGCAGGACCCGAAAAUGGCCGAGUAUAUCAGAAACACGCUGAAGAGCAAGAUAAGACUGAUGGUAAGCGGUUCGGCUCCAUUGCCAGAGCCCCUCUUCCAGCAUUGGGAAGAGAUCAGCGGACUGAAACUGCUGGAAAGGUACGGCAUGACCGAGACUGGUAUGAUCCUGUCCAACUCCUACGAGUCCGGUAGGGAGGCCGGAUAUGUAGGAACGCCCCUGCCAGGGGUUUCAGCCAAGCUGUGCGAAGUCCUAGACGGGGAGGAGCAAGAUGCCAUAGGCAAGACCCUGGUGGAAUGUUCAAACGUCGAAGGCACCCUGGUUUAUCAGAAAAAUGGCCAAACCAAUCUUGAAGGUGCCGAUCCAGUUGGGGAGCUUUUGGUGAAAGGGCCUGGCAUUUUUAUGCGCUACCACGAACGCCCCGAGACCACCAAACGCGAGUUCACAGAAGACGGCUGGUUCAGAACUGGCGAUCUUUGUCAGUAUUCGGUGGAGAAGAAGAAGUUCAAAAUGCUCGGCAGGAAGUCGCAGGAUAUCAUAAAAAGCGGCGGCUACAAGAUCAGCGCCUUGGAAAUCGAGUCAGUCAUCCUGGGUAGUCCUUUGAUCAAAGACUGCGCAGUUAUUGGGGUAAGCGACAAGGAAUGGGGGCAACGGGUCGUUGCCGUUGUUUCAGUCGGCCCUGAAGGCGACAGCCCCGUUAAAGUGGAGAAACUCAUUCAGUAUGCCGAGCUGAAACUGCCGAAGUACGCCGUACCCAAAGAGUGGAGGUUUGUAGACUCGAUUCCCAAAAACGCCAUGGGCAAGGUGAACAAGAAGGAGUUGGUGCACUUGGCUUUUGGUCCCCAACAAGGCUGAGCUUUCCUUGAUGUCCAAGCCUUCCCCCUGUUAAGACUGUCUUGAUACUGGCCCUGCGCAAGGGCCGGUGUGUUUUUGGAAAAUCGCCCUGCUAAGCCAUCCCAUGGAUGAUUAGUCGGGCUAUUGCCCACUUUGUCGGUUUAUGUUAAUACAAUUAUAUUUGAUUUG
Molecule: messenger RNA, 2338 nt
Organism: Dendroctonus ponderosae (mountain pine beetle)
Lineage: Eukaryota; Metazoa; Arthropoda; Insecta; Coleoptera; Curculionidae
Product: malonate--CoA ligase ACSF3, mitochondrial
Exons: 12
Coding region: 374-2170 (598 amino acids)
Biological process (GO): fatty acid metabolic process
Molecular function (GO): medium-chain fatty acid-CoA ligase activity
Source: RefSeq, a predicted model, not a curated record